Molecule: messenger RNA, 3860 nt
Organism: Spirometra erinaceieuropaei
Lineage: Eukaryota; Metazoa; Platyhelminthes; Cestoda; Diphyllobothriidea; Diphyllobothriidae
Source: the annotation of a GenBank genome assembly
AUGGACAAUUUUCCACCGGAAGUGCAGCAUAUUUUGGCACCCGCCUUCGACAUUCUUUCGGCCACGCAACUUACUCAAAUGGCCGAUCGGCUUAUGGAGAUGCACGGUUUUUCCAAGCCGUCUAUUUCAGUACUCUCAACCCCCUCAACUCCUCCUGCGUCUCCCGUUUCGCAGUUGGAGAUCGAGCUCAACAAGCUGGCCGAUGAUGUAGCCGCCCUCCAGAAGCCCACAGUUUGUACCUCAACUCGGAGCCAACCGAAGCCGUCCACCCCGCAUGUCCAGUCUUCACAUCCAGCCCGUCCAAACGCAGCUGCCACCUGCUGGUACCACACCACCUUCGGUGCUAAAUCCCCUCGAUGCAUCUCUCAUUGCUCCUUCACUUUCAAGCAGAGCAAACGGGUAAAACCGGUCAACCCGGAGGUUUGUGCAGCCAAUCUUUCCGGCAGCUCUAACCCUGGUCACACAUUUUACGUCCGCGACACCAGGAGUGGCAGACGUUUCUUGGUUGACACUGGUGCCCAGGUAAGUGUCAUUCCAGCCACACCAGCUGAUCGUCGGUCCCCCAAUCCCCGUCUUUUCCUACAAGCUGUCAACACAUCGCCGAUUACCACAUUUGGCACCCGCUCCCUCUCCCUGGACGUCGGUCUUCGGCGUCUCUUCACUUGGAUCUUCGUCGUUGCUGACAUCCCCUGUGCAAUUCUCGGUGCAGAUUUCCUCGCUGCUUUCGAUCUUCUGGUCGACUGCCGUCAGUCACGUCUACACGACAAGACCACCAAACUCACUGUCCGGGGUAUCUCUUCCUCCGACGUCUCCCGUCAUCUUGCCGUCUUGGACCCUGAACCCGAGAAUCCAUUUCGGCAACUCCUCGCCAAAUAUCCAGGCCUCACUCGUCCCAACUUCAACGUUUCUAUUCCACCACAUGACGUUGUUCACCACAUUCGGACCACCGGCCCUCCCGUGUUUUCUCGUCCCCGCCGUCUCGCGCCGACACGUCUUGCUGCCGCCAAGGCCGAAUUCGAGCACAUGCUUCAAAUGGGCAUCAUCCGUCAGUCUGAAAGCCCAUGGGCCUCACCCCUCCACAUGGUUCCAAAGGCCGCCACUGGUGACUGGCGCCCCUGCGGUGAUUACAGGGUCCUGAAUAACGUUACUGUCCCGGACCGCUACCCUGUCCCACAUCUUCAGGAUUUUUCCGGUGCCCUAUUCGGCAAGUCUGUAUUCUCGAAGAUCGAUCUGGUCUGUGCUUUCCACCAAAUUUCCAUAGCCCCAGAGGACGUUUCGAAGACGGCCGUUACCACCCCCUUCGGUCUCUUUGAGUUCCUGCGCAUGCCGUUUGGACUUCGCAACGCCUCCCAGACCUUCCAAAGGUUCGUAGACAGAGUGCUUCGCGGCCUACCGUUUGUCUACGCCUAUAUCGACGACCUUCUGGUAGCCAGCUCCACCGCCGAAGAACACAUGGAGCAUCUGGCAACGGUGCAUGACCGCCUUCAACAAUUUGGCGUUGUUCUCAACCCGUCCAAGUGCGUCUUCGGUGUGCCCUCCCUAGAAUUUCUCGGUCAUCUGGUCGACUCCCACGGCAUUCGGCCUCUUCCCUCAAAGGUUGCCGCCAUUCGGGACUUUCUUCCUCCCACUUCCAAGCGUCAGUUACAGCGAUUCCUCUGCAUGGUCAAUUUUUACCGUCGGUUCCUACCGAACUGUGCUGACCUCAUACUACCGCUCACCAACAUGCUUUCUGGUCCGAAAGGUCCCCUCGAGCUGACUGGUGAAGCGUUGACUGCUUUUGAGAGAAUCAAGAAUUCCCUUGCUGAUGCCACUUUACUCACACAUCCAGCUCCCGAAGCUCAGCUGUCUCUGAUGGUAGAUGCUUCGACCGUAGCCGUAGGUGCAGUCCUUCAACAACACCUUGCUGGUUCGACUCAACCACUUGCCUUUUUCUCCAAAAAGCUCUUACCAGCUGAGACACGCUACAGUACCUUUGGCCGUGAACUACUUGCCAUUUACCUGGCUGUGAAGCAUUUCCGGCAUUCCCUUGAAGGUCGUGACUUCACCGUUUUCACUGACCACAAACCGUUAACUUUUGCACUUCGUUCCCACACUGACAAACUCAACCCCCGUGAAAUCCGCCAACUAGACUACAUCUCCCAGUUUACCUCAGAUAUCCGCCACAUCGAUGGGUCACGGAAUGAGGUGGCUGACGCACUCUCAAGGCCCUCUGUUGCUCAUCUCCAACUUUCUCCCGGGAUCGACCUAGCUGAGAUGGCCGCUGAACAGCGCCGUGUCGGUCCACCGUGUGAUGAGAAUGUUUCUGGACUCCAUCUUCAGGAACUACCACUGACAACUGGCAACAGCACCAUCUUAGGCGACGUAUCCACCCCUUCCCAUCGUUCAUUUGUUCCCCCAUCUCUCCGCCGCAAAGUUUUCUCCUCCCUGCACAAUCUGUCUCACCCUGGGAGUCGAGCAACCGACAAGCUGGUUUCCGACCGCUUCGUCUGGCCUGGGAUGCACAAAGACCUGAAAGCAUGGACACGGGCUUGUAUCGCCUGUCAACGGAGUAAGAUCCAGCGGCACAACAAGGCCCCCAUUGGCACCUUCCAUGGCCCUGGUGCAAGGUUCAGCCACGUUCACCUGGACAUUGUAGGCCCCCUGCCUCUGUCCAAUGGUUGUUCCUAUCUCCUCACCUGUGUGGAUCGGUUUACUCCGUGGCCUGAAGCAAUUCCUCUGCCUGACAUUGCUGCUCCAACGGUGGUCAAGGCUUUUCUCAGUCGUUGGGUUGCUAUCUUUGGUGCACCCUCCACAAUCACGACUGACCGUGGUGCCGGUUUGAGUCUAACCUCUUCCAGUCUUUUCUCUCCUUUUUAGGCUGUACUCGCAUCCGCACUACAGCCUAUCAUCCGGCAGCCAACGGGAUGGUCGAGCGGUUUCACCGCCAGCUGAAGGCCUCCCUACGCGCCGCGGCUGAUCCGGAGAACUGGACGGACCACCUUCCCCUGGUCCUCUUGGGCAUCCGCUCCGCUCUGAAGCCGGACCUUGAUUGUUCCGCAGCUGAACUGGUGUUCGGCUCCACCGUCCGACACCCCGGUGAGAUGAUCUCGCCAACCACUCAAGGUGCAGUUGAGGAUCCUACCAACCUCCUGCAUCGCCUCAGGCAGUUUAUGAAGACACUUGCUUCGGCUCCUCCCAGGUCCUCCGCCUCUCCGUCUUAUCUCGAGAAGAACUUGGCAACGUGCUCUCAUGUCUACCUUCAAUGUGAUCGAGUCCGCCGACCUCUGAAACCGCCCUAUGACGGCCCAUUUCGGGUGCUCUCUCGCGGGCCGAAGACUUUCCGCUUUCAGCACGACCAUCGUGAAGAGGUCGUGAGUGUGGACCGCCUCAAGGCUGCCGUCCCUGAUACUCCUCCGGAUGAGCCCUGUGGUCCUCUACCUUCUGCUUCCCCCCAUUCAGCCUCUAUUCCACCGUCCCGUAUAUUUCCUCUGCCCCCAUGUCCGCAACCCACAACUGCAACUACUCCUUCAUCAACCAGCAACACUGUAACAGCGAGCCAUACUCACUCUACUCCUGUGCCCCCUGUAUAUAUCACCCGUAAUGGACGCCAUGUUCAUUUUCCUGACCGUUUGAUUACUCAUGUUUUUUAGACACCAGCAACUCUUUCGGCGCCGCUACGCGCCACCUUCGGUCUAGCCUGGGGGUACUGUGGCAGUCCGCGUCUCCUCGCCCUCCGCCUUUGUCACGCUGCCGUUCUGUCCGCCUCACACUCUGAGUCGAUACGCUGCUGGGACGCCCGAGCGCUCGAAGCCAAUCAACGCUGUCCCCACUCUGAUUGGCUGGCGGACGUGGCGACAUCGAGGGGCGCACACACGCGCUGA